UUUUUAUUGAGCGGUCGGACAAGUCCACAAGAGCGUUGGCGAGUAUGGCGACUACGGUGUAGAAUCAAAGAGAAACAGUAGAACAAGUAAGCUUUUAUCAUCGGACUCGAAACUGCUCGUUUCUUCGGAGGGUUUCCGGUAGAUGGGUUUCUUCCCUUUUCCGACGGAUUCUACUGCUCCCCGACCACCUUCAUCGUCUUAGUUGGCCGGUAGAAAUUCUCUUUUCUCUUUCGGUACAUCUGCAUAAAUUCUGUACUUGAAGUCUUGAACACUUUUUCCCCCUUCCAGUUCCAGCUGCAGUGUGAUUUUUCAGCAGAGAGUGAGUUGAUAUCAAACUCUGGCGUAAUAGGAUACAUAAGUUGCUCUCUAGAUUACUUCAUGUCAAGAUGGAUGAUGGGCAAGAAAACAGGAGACAGAGGAUGGAUUGCUACAGAGGAGGUCACCCACAGUGGAGCAUGGUUUCUCAGCAGCAGAUGAAGGAACAGAAUGCUUUUCUUAUGAAUAUGAAGAUGCUCUUUGCUGAAAGGGAUGCUGCUAUUGAAGAGCGGGAUAGAGCACUUGCUGAAAAGAAGGCAGCAAUAGAGGAGCGGGACAUAGUUAUCCAACAGCGUGAUGCAGCGAUUGCUGAGAGAGAUAAUGCUUUAAGGGAACGGGACAAUGCAAUCGCAGCCCUCCAAUUUCAGGAAAAUAACAUGAGCGGUGCAUUAGGUUACAGAAUAAGUGGGACAACAAAGCACCCGAGCCACCUCACAACUCAUCGUGGCAAUAAUUUUCAGUCUUCUUGCAACACAAGGGAUGCGCCCGUAACAGAUGCUGUUCCCAUAUCAGCCGUUCCAUCUGAAGUUGUCAAGGCACAGCAAAGGAAACAAGCAAAAAUAAGCAGAUCCAAUUCGACAAAGUCACUGGAUUCUCCGCGGAAAACAAAAAGGGUGAGCGAGGAUUUGAAUAGGCAUGUUACAACUGAUGGCUCAAAAGCCGAAUGGGAUGCUCAGUAUCUGGGCUCCAUUAACCAGAUCAAUUUCGAUGAGUCUACCAUGCCAACACCUGUCUGCACAUGCACGGGAGUAGCCAGGCAGUGCUACAAGUGGGGAAACGGUGGAUGGCAGUCUUCUUGCUGCACCACCUCUCUGUCAGAAUACCCGCUCCCACAACUUCCACACAAGCGCCAUGGACGCAUUGCCGGGCGGAAGAUGAGCGGAAGCGUCUUUAGCAGAUUGCUUACAAGGUUGUCAUCUGGAGGCCACGAUCUAUCUACUCCACUCGAUCUCAAAAACUACUGGGCCAAGCAUGGAACAAAUCGAUACAUUACAAUCAAGUGAUACAUUAAGUAAAAUACCAGGUAGGGAUAUGUACAUUCUCCGACUUCAUACUAGGUAUAUAACUGUCUUUUAUCUUGAUUUGCUAGAAGCAAACACUUUCUAUCGCCUUCAUCGUCGUUAACUACUUUAUUUCUCUGAAAUGUCGGAUAGAGGUGUUUGUCUGUUUGAGCUUGUAAAGUAUGGAAAUAAUUAGAGUAA
Molecule: messenger RNA, 1517 nt
Organism: Ipomoea nil (Japanese morning glory)
Lineage: Eukaryota; Viridiplantae; Streptophyta; Magnoliopsida; Solanales; Convolvulaceae
Product: protein BASIC PENTACYSTEINE4-like
Exons: 3
Coding region: 387-1319 (310 amino acids)
Biological process (GO): response to ethylene
Cellular component (GO): nucleus
Molecular function (GO): sequence-specific DNA binding; DNA-binding transcription factor activity
Source: RefSeq, a predicted model, not a curated record